Molecule: messenger RNA, 1440 nt
Organism: Paramecium tetraurelia
Lineage: Eukaryota; Ciliophora; Oligohymenophorea; Peniculida; Parameciidae
Exons: 4
Source: RefSeq, a predicted model, not a curated record
AUGUAUAAACCUUCAAGAUCACUUAGAUAAAGUUAAGAAAAACCUUACGCACACAACAAACCAUCUCCAUAGACUAGAGCUAUUUCAUUUGCAAAUACAAUGGAAGACCCUCUGAGAUAAAUUAACAGAGAAUUAGAUAGAGAUUUAUAGAGGUAGAAGCUGAAAGUAUAUGAAGCUGAAUUAUUGGAAGCAAAAGAUUAGUAGAGCCAAAUUUGUGUAGAGUUGAAUGAAUAGAAAUUGAAAAAUAAAUAAUAAUAAUAAGUUAUAGAGAAUUUGGAAUUCAAACUUCAAAUUGAGAAAAAGGAUUCACUCAUUUAUUAGCAAUAAGUAUAGAGAUUGGAGGAAUAGUUCAAUUAUUUAUAAGAUAAUUAUAAUACAUAAAAAUAACAGAUAAUUGUCUUAUAGGAGAGCAUAGAGUAAAUUUAAAAAAAGCACAAUCUUGAGAAGGAAAUGAGAAAUGAAAAAGAAUAUUAAUUGGAAAAAGAAAUUAAAUUUUAGUAAAACGAGAUAAAGAGAUACUAAGAGGAGAAUAUAAAAUAGAGGGAACACAUCUUAUAAAAUAAUUAAUAGUAAAAUGCAAAUGAAUUUAUCUAAAUUUUAGAAAAUAAAUUUGAAUUAGUGUAAAAGGAAUUCAUAUUCUAUAAAAAAGAAAAAGAAUAAGAAAUUGAAAACAAUCAAUAAUUACUAGAUUCUUAUCAAAACUAAAUUUAAUAGUUGGAUUAAGAAAAUAAAUCAUUAUAAGAUAAAAAUUUAAUAGUCUCAUCAACUGAAGAACAAUAAACUUAGAUUAAAAGUCUGAAAAUUGAAUUAGAAAGUUAAUUACAAUUUGUUAAGUAGUUGAAUCAAUAGAUUGCAAAUCUAUAGUAAUAAUUGAAUCAAACUAAUAUUAUUUGCUAAAAUCUAAAAGAAGAAAAAUAAGGGGCAAUAAAAGAGAAAUAAGCCAUUGAAACUUAUUAUCUGGAUUAAUUAUAGAAAUAAGAUGUGUAACUCUCUUAAAUGAUUAAAUCCUCUGUCUAAAAUGAAUAAAAGGCAUAAAUCCAUAAAUUGCAAAUUAUUAUAGAACAAAAAGACUUAAUGAUAAGAGAAUUGAGUAUGUAAAAAGAUUGUAAUUGCAAUAAAUAAAUUAAAAAUGAAUAAAAAUUAAUAAUUAGAGAUCUUGAAAAGAAGAAUGCCACCUUAGUUAUGGAAGUAGAGAGACUAAAUAAAAUAUUAAAAUAGAAACUAACAGAAUUAGAAAAUCAAACUUCAAGAUCUUGCGAAGAAAAUCAUAAGAAAUACUUAGAAGAGAUUGAGAUUUGGAAAAGUAAAUUCUUAUCCAUUAAUAAACAAUAUCACAUUAGUUAAGAAUAGUUAAUGGUUGUCAAAACCGAAUUAGAUGGCUUAAAAAGAGCCAAAUAAAAAGAAAAUAUUGAUCCUAUUCUAACUAAUAAACUUGUUUGA